This is a messenger RNA of Drosophila virilis, 557 nucleotides long. It is a transcript of the gene Obp47a, whose product is annotated as Odorant-binding protein 47a. NCBI's taxonomy places the organism in Eukaryota, Metazoa, Arthropoda, Insecta, Diptera, Drosophilidae. Gene Ontology annotation, molecular function: odorant binding. The record is from RefSeq and is a predicted model, not a curated record.
UUUUGGAUGUGGCUUUAUUAUGAGCAAUUUUUAUUUAUUGAUAGUCUUUUGUCUAUUCGUUGGUUCGGAGUUUUGAAAAGAAUUGGAUUUAAAUAGUGUAUUGUAUAUAUAUGAUAGCUUUCGCCCUAUACUAGUCCCGGUAUGCUAAGGUCAAAGCGAAUCUGGCGCUCACUUUGAUUGAGGAGGCUCCACGUCAGUUCAGCGCGGUGCUUGUGCGAAUUUGCGCUUAGCAAAUGGAAGUCUCCUUACAGGAAUGGCUCAUAUUUCAUGUCAAUGACUUCCGCAAUGUCACGGAGGCCACUCAAUGCUUUGCCUUCUGCUUAUAUGAUGGGGUUUUUGUGGAACAAGAUUUAAUUGGUCGUCUGUCGGAGCUGAGUUAUCCUACCUGGUUGUCUCAGCACGCUUGUCAUUCACUACGCAGCGCAAACAAGUGCGAAGAUGCCUACAAAAUUCACGAGUGCAAACAGAAGAUUUUGAAUGAAAAAUUAAACUUGAAGCAGGGGGAGAUUGAAGAAAAUAUGACACAGUUUACUACGACGACUCGCUACCAGAGCUAG